This is a messenger RNA of Aethina tumida (small hive beetle), 2480 nucleotides long. Its product is annotated as sodium/nucleoside cotransporter 2-like. Gene Ontology annotation, biological process: nucleoside transmembrane transport. The transcript has 8 exons. NCBI's taxonomy places the organism in Eukaryota, Metazoa, Arthropoda, Insecta, Coleoptera, Nitidulidae. Bases 729 to 2420 code for a protein of 563 amino acids. The record is from RefSeq and is a predicted model, not a curated record. Gene Ontology annotation, molecular function: nucleoside:sodium symporter activity. Gene Ontology annotation, cellular component: membrane.
CUAAAAUGUAAAAUCUCCUGUAAAAAUAUUGAUUUAAUGAACAGGUUAAGUAUAAAAAUAAUUAAGAUCUACGUAUUAUAUUAAAGAUUGAAAUGAUUUUAAUAGUACUUGGAAAAACAAUCACAUUAUACAACAAUUUUUUAUAGUAAAUGGAAUGUCCAACUCAUAAUUGAAACCACAAUAUGCAAUAUGUAAUAUUUAGACAUAUAUAUGUAUAGAUACGAGGAACGUAAACAAUUACAAAACAAUGUCAACCGGUUUGAUGUACGGUGUAAGUGCUUUACAACUUGUAAUUUAAUUAUUAAAUCCCAUAAAGCCACAAUACCGAUAAAGAUAAAUCUGGCAAUUUUCAAAACCUUUUCAUUGAGUCACAUGCAUAACAUUAAAAUGAUACAAGCACGCUUUCACCAGUGUGAAUCUCGUGGUCAGUGUAUUGUCGACUUAACAGCUGUAAAUACACAAACGAUUUUAAAUCAAAAUCACCAUGUAAUUACCCAAAUGUUAAGAUUAUGUUAUUUGUAUGAGUUUAUCUUGAACGAUGUAAAAAUGGUGUUAUUAAUUCUAUAAUUGAAUAUUCGAGUAGUAAAGUAAAAUUUAUCGACAUGCGAUCAGUAAAGCGGAAUCUUAAUAAAAUUUAAUUAUUACCUUAAUCAAUUGUUAAGCGUGUGAAAACAGUGAUAAGAUUACAGGCGAGAUUGCUUAAUAUAAGAAUUAAGUCAGUCCUAGAAAUGGCAUCAACGUCGAAGGAGAACAUCAUGGACUCCCAGUCCACCAUACAGGAUUUGGAGAACAACGGUCAUACUAUUGAAAUCUCAGUGCCAUCCAGAAAUAGUUUGAUUUUAUCAGUUUCUAUUAAAAUUUUUGUGCUUGGUCUGCUUAGUUCGUAUUUCAUCUGGGCCUCCGUCUACUUCUUUGAUGACGAAGACAAGGAUUACAACUGGAGAGACGAACUAGGUCCUACAACAUGCUCUGGUUACGGUUUCCUUUUGAUCCUUUACAUUCUGAUCAUGUCCGGGGUCGUGUUCAACUACAUAAUCAGUCCGUUUCUGGUACCACCCUUCAACAAGUUCAUCUACCGCCCAAUCAUGGACACAAUAUUAAAAUUCAAGUACGCCGACCUGACCUUCUCGGCCAUCUUCUUCGCCGCCAUACUCGCCUAUCUGAUUUAUGACGCGUCCGGCAACUCGGAGAGGCUCAUACCAAUUGGGGGGUUGUUGGUUUUCAUCCUGAUGGGCUUCCUGAUGUCCAACAAGAAGAGGAAGGUGCACUGGCACACCGUACUGUGGGGUCUGAAGCUGCAGUUCAUCUUCGGACUGCUCACCAUCCGCUGGGAAGUGGGCAGGAACGUUUUCCAAUGCGUCGGCGAUAAAAUCACAGUCUUCCUCGACUAUUCCAAGGAGGGGGCGGCCUUCGUGUACGGGAACGACUUGGUUAUACCUAACGGGGGUAUUUUCGCCUUCAGUGCCAUCACCACCAUCUACUUCCUCGCCUUUUUCAUCAACAUCCUGUACUACUACGGAGUCAUGCAGAAGGUUGUGGGUGUUAUUGGGGAGGUGUUGCAGUUUUUUAUGGGCACGACCAUUUGCGAAAGUGUGAACUGCGCCGCCAAUAUAUUUUUGGGGCAGAGCGAGGCGCCGCUCCUGCUCAAACCCUAUUUGAAGGAUCUCACUGAUUCGGAACUGAACUCCAUUAUGACGUCGGGUUUUGCCACUGUCAGUGGUAGCGUUUUGGCGGCUUACAUAUCGUUUGGAGCUGAUCCUUCGGCCCUUGUUACGGCUAGUGUUAUGUCGGCGCCGGCCGCCUUGUGCUAUAGCAAAAUGGUGCUGCCUGAAACUGAAGAAGUUAAGGUCACGAAAGAUACCGUGGAAAUUGUUGAAAAUGAGUACGAGUCAGUUUUGGACGCAGCUAGUCAAGGCAUCACUCAAGCCUUCCAGUUAGUUUCCGGUAUUGUUAGCAGUUUGAUCGCCUUCAUUGCUUUCGUCGCCUUCAUCAACGGUGUUUUGGGCUGGAUGGGCAAUCUCACUGGUUACUUCGACGAGGACACCUGGAGUUUGGAGCUGAUAUUGGGCAAGAUCUUCAUCCCGAUCAGCUACAUAAUGGGCGUUCCUUGGGAUCACUGCGAGCAAGUGGGUCAACUAAUCGGGAUCAAGACCAUGGUCAACGAAUUCGUGGCCUACCAGAAAAUGCAAGCGAUGCAAUUGACGGGUCGGACCAAAUUGAUUGCGACGUAUGCUCUGUGCGGUUUCUCGAAUCCUGGCUCGAUUGGCAUUAUGAUUUCGACCAUGAGCGGACUUAUACCCAAUAAGAAACAAUCGGUUUUGAAUUUGGUUUUCAGGGCAUUUGUGUCCGGUGCUCUAGUCUGUUUUAUGACCGCCUGCAUUGCCAGUAUGUUGUAUCCUGAAGAUACUUUGCUUAGUUGAAUAGAAUUUUGUAAAUAUUUCAGUGAUUUUUUGUAAAUAAAUUAUUUUUUAGUAAAUAAA